Messenger RNA from Nezara viridula (southern green stink bug), 1227 nucleotides. NCBI's taxonomy places the organism in Eukaryota, Metazoa, Arthropoda, Insecta, Hemiptera, Pentatomidae. The record is from the annotation of a GenBank genome assembly.
CGUUGUCGCUCUCGUUGUUGUUGUUUAGUGUUGUUUUUGUUGUUGUUGCUCAACAUAUAUUGGAUACGUCACAGUACAGAGGUGAAGAUGCCUCAAGAAGACCCUCUACAUCCGUCGGAGAAGCUUCUCGAAUUUUACAAAGACAGGCUUCGGGAAUGCCGAUCCCAUAUCAUAGACCUCCGGAAAGAUGUCGCAGCUUGUCAGGGAUUGGCUGAGCAGUCAGCGACGAAGGAAGAAGAAACAGUGCGCAUUCUAGCGGACACGUCGGCUCUCCAAGAAAACCUGAGUGAACUGCAGUCAUGUCUAUACAAAGAAAGAGAACACUCCUUGAGCCUCAAGAGGGAAAUCGAAAAACUGGAAUUGGAAAAAUUCGUAGACAAAAGAAAGAUAGCCUAUCUACUUCAAGUCGCCGGUAUGAAGGAAUCAGAGAUAGAUUUGGAGGACAGAGCGAGGACAAUUCUUGGGAAGUCGCCAAGAAAAAGAGUGCGGUUCAGAGAAGUGAAAAACUUCAACAAGAACAUCCAGGAUUUCAAGGAAGAAACUUUGACGGAUGUGUUAAAGCUGAAGGUUGACGCUCUAGAAAACGAACUCAAAGCGCAGACUUCCGUCUUGAAAGAGGAACUGAUCUCGCAGUCGAAUGAUUUCGAUCUUAGGAAAAAAGAAUGGGAAGCUCAGAAGAAGAUUUAUACUCAACAGAUCGCUUGUCUGAACAGCAGGCUGAGGAACGCUCAGCAGUUCAAGUUCUCCGAAAUGGAUUCGUAUCUCGAAGAGCUUGACAGAGUACGCCAGAGAGAUCUGAAACUGAUCGAGGAUAAUGACAAGUUGAAGCGGUCUCUUGCUAUCUGCAAAGAACUCCUUGGUGACGACUACCCCAACGAGAGAGCAAAGAAGGCGGAGUCAAGUCUUAAGAGAUUGAGGGAGCAGCUUGAUCAAAGGGACAAACUGGUCAAAGAGUACGAGGAUCAGAAAGCGGAGCUGUUAGAGCAGAUGAGGUUGUUGAAACGCGAACUGGAAAACGAGAAGGAAUUGAGGCAGAAGGACAAAGAGAGACUGGUCAAGAGGGAGGAGUACUACAAAGGCAAGAUGGAAGAAGAGAAAAAGAGAAGGCUGUUGGAGACCGAAGGGUUCACCGCCGACGUGAAGCUGCUGCGCUCGAGGCUACAGAGUGUAGAGCGGCAGAUCAGGCAAGACCGUCUGAGGAACAGGCACCACAAGGAAGAGUCCUGA